Vigna angularis (adzuki bean) is the source of this 1754-nucleotide messenger RNA. RefSeq names its product protein SLOW GREEN 1, chloroplastic. The transcript has 2 exons. Bases 108 to 974 code for a protein of 288 amino acids. Gene Ontology annotation, molecular function: protein binding. NCBI's taxonomy places the organism in Eukaryota, Viridiplantae, Streptophyta, Magnoliopsida, Fabales, Fabaceae. The record is from RefSeq and is a predicted model, not a curated record.
AAAAAGAGUAACCUGAUGUUUAAACCCCAAACAAACAAACCCAACCUUCUUCUUCCUUAGCAUUAUUCUCUCCGCUCAAUCCACUCUGUGUAAACCCUAAUUCCACGAUGUUGACUUCUGCAUCUUCCUCCAUCUUCUACUUCAUCCCCACUCCAAAGCCCUCACAUUCUUCUCGCUUCACCGUUCGGGCUCACUCCAAACCCCCCGCUCUCCCCAACCUCAAAGCCCUCGCUGGCGCCGCAGUCUUCGCCGCCGUCGCCCUCCAAUUCCCCUCCGCACGCGCCUCUCCCCCUCCUUCGCCCCCUCUCCAAACCGACUACCGCCACGAAGAAUCCCUCACGCCGCUCUCAGACAUCCUCGAAACGAACGUCGAGGCCCUCGCCGCUCUCAAGUCCCUCCUCCAGCAGAAGCUCGAGCUCGGCGAGGACGACGAGGCGCGGGCCAUCCUCAAGCGCCUAAUCGCCGCGCAGCCCGACGUCGUCGACUGGAAGUUCCUCGCAGCGCGCCUCGCCGCCGAGACUGGCGACGCCGAUGGUGCUCGCGCGUACUACGAGGAAGUUCUGGCGGCAAACCCGCUCUCGUUCGAGGCGCUGUUCGAGAACGCACUGCUGAUGGACCGGUCAGGGGAAGGGGAGGCGGCUAUGCGGCGGCUGGAGGAGGCGCUGCGCGUGGCCGAGGAGGACAACAAGAAGAAGGAGGCGAGGGACGUGAGGCUCAUCAUAGCUCAGAUCAUGUUUCUUCAGAAGAAUGUGGAUGAAGCGUUAGGGAUUUAUGAUCAGCUCACGAAAGAGGAUUCGAGUGAUUUCAGACCUUACUUUUGCAGAGGCAUGAUUUAUAGCUUGCUUGAUAGAAACGAGGAGGCAAAGGAGCAGUUUGCAAAGUACAGAGAGUUGAGUCCCAAGAAAUUUGAGGUGGAUGGGUAUUUGAGAACCCCUUUGUCAAGGAUGAAGCUGUUUAGCACCGAUGAGAGCUGAAAAUUGGUCGGUGACAGUCAUAAUAAUAGUAGCAAUAAAUUUGCGGCAACUGGAAUAAUAAGGAUGGUAAACUGAGUUGGAUUCUUUUGUUUUAGCUAUGCUGUAUUGCUUGCUAUACCACGGUUGAAUGAUGGGUGGGUGUAAAGCCUUCUAUUUUUAGAGUAAAUCAAAGAGAAAUAAGGAUUCUUAUUAUUGAAUUCGGUUGCUGUUGGAACUGAUGAACUUGACCAAGCUUUUGGGAUUGCUUGGCUGUAACAUUAAUUUCAUAUUAGUUCUGCUAUGAUUGGAUUAUUGUAGUAGAAUCAGCAGCUAUUACUGUUUUGUGAUAUUUAGACUGUUACAUAUCAAAUGUUUCGUUUUGUGUCUCUUGUGGGAUGGUUACCUUUAUAUUGAUUUGGUGAUUCUGUAAGCUCAAAGGACUAGCUUUGUCCGUCCAUCAAAGAUUCCAGCCACUAUACGAACACUUCAAAUUGGAUUCCAAACACACAUAAUGGGUUUGCUUCUAUGUUUAUAAUAAGAGUUCAGUCAAGCUCGUGUGUAGAAACUUAUGUAACACUGGAUAUAGUGGAAAUCACUUCAAACGAAGGAAGGAACUACGCAAAAGGUUAGACUGAAGCUUUUCAAAAGCGACAAUGUUAUUUCUUUUGAAAAAAUGUGUCUUGAAAAAAAUUCAGCUAUGCAAGCAUGCCAUUAAUAGCUUUUUGUUUUUAGUGGACGUUGGUCAGAUUUGCAAGGGCACAAACAAUCACACUUUUAAAUCAUUUCCCAUUUUCACGUCAA